AUGUCUACGUCUACGAACCGUCCGCACCCCGCCCGCCGCGCUGCUGCCUUCGCCGCCUCGACCGCGUCGACCGCUCGAAGCGAUGAGGAUGGCUCGACUUCUUCUGCUCGCCGGGAAGGCUCGCAAGAGCCAUCACCACCACCUCGACUCUGCCUCACGUCUCUUCCGACCGAAGUCCUCAACAACAUCUUCUCGCACGUGCCCUACGAUGACUCUAGACGAUCCAUCGAGCAGAUUGUGCUCAGCAAGCGAUACUUCGCGGUCGCCUACCGUCACUGGAUUCGGGAGCUCACGCUCGACGAGAACGACGCCGACAUUGUCUACGCCGAGAUUGGGACACACGCGGCUUCCGUUCUGGUCAAAGAGAUCGAUGCCUUCUUUGUGCCGCUCCUGCUGCUCGAGGUGCUGGACAUCGACAACAAAACUUUGCCGAUCUGUUUCUUCGCGGCCUUGCGCACCUUACGCCAUCUCGUUCACUUAGAGAUCCGCUAUGACGACCGAGACGAGCCAGUUGAAGGGUUCUCCUUCGAACGCGACGUACCUUCCCUUCGUAUCCUCAAGAUCAACGCGGCUGGCAGCCUCGCAGCGUAUGGACCUGGUCUAUCAAAGCUCACGCACCUCACAAUCCCCUCGUCCGACUUCGCCGCUGCCGCAGUUCCGUGGGAGACCUUGCACCACCUCGACAUCGGCCUACUCGACGUUGGCGAGACCGAAUUCCUCAGCUCUCUCCAGGAUACUUGCAAGAUUUCGGCAAUUCCCUUGCGCGGCCUCGCUCUCCACCUCUCCACCGGGACCGUCGACGACUUGCGCUGCAUAUCCGAGAUUCUCCAGACGAUCCGAGCUCCAAGUUUGACAGAUCUCAUCGUCCGCGGCAUCAAGUCCUUCGCCGACUGCAAGUCGUGGUCGUUCAGCGCGCGGCUGCCGGGUGUCUCGCAUCUCACGCUCGGCGGAUCCUCUAACUGUGCUUCGACGGACGCCUUGCGCGGUCUACGAGCCUUCCUCGAAGUCUGUCCCGCUGCGUAA
Molecule: messenger RNA, 1023 nt
Organism: Rhodotorula toruloides NP11
Lineage: Eukaryota; Fungi; Basidiomycota; Microbotryomycetes; Sporidiobolales; Sporidiobolaceae
Exons: 5
Coding region: 1-1023 (340 amino acids)
Source: RefSeq, a predicted model, not a curated record